Molecule: messenger RNA, 702 nt
Organism: Caenorhabditis elegans
Lineage: Eukaryota; Metazoa; Nematoda; Chromadorea; Rhabditida; Rhabditidae
Gene: Y54G2A.19
Product: Intraflagellar transport protein 46 homolog
Exons: 3
Coding region: 23-346 (107 amino acids)
Source: RefSeq, marked reviewed
AAAAAAGCUCAAACUCGCGGAAAUGUCCAAAUCUUCCAACUCCGACUCCCAAAAGUCGCUCCCUUCACCAGGCCAUCCUUCAACCGGACGACCGGACCUGGAUCUCAUCACGGAUCCACUGGAGGAGCAAAGACUGGAGCCUCAGAGGGAUUCGCAUCGCUCGGACACACGUGGCCACCCUUCAACCGGACGCAAAAGCCACAACUCAACAUCUGCUCAGUCCAGCGUGUAUAAUUCUCGCACGGAUCCCGAAAACGCGGCAAUGGAUUCGGACGAGGAGCUUCGGAAGAUGAUGGAGGGAUUCGUUGACGAUGAAGAGAGCGACCCAACCUACGAGCCCCCAUAAUCCCCAAAAUUCAAUAUAUUUUAUGUUUAUUCUCCCAGUCUAUUGUGAAAUAUGUAAACUAAUUUCCUAACAUUAUUAAUUGUUUUCCUUAUUGUUUCUAAUUUCCCUCUCGAAAUUCUACCAUUCACCGCUCCCAAUUAUAUUUAUUUUAUUUAUUGAGUUUUCUGUGAUCUCACACCAUUCAUCAACACGGUUAUUUUAUUUUUAUUCUCCCAGUCUUGUGAAAUAUUUAUGUAAACUAAUUUUCUAACAUUUUUUAUUGUUUUCCUGUGAAUAAUAUUUUGUUUUUUUUUAUUACUGUUUUUCCUUUUUUAUUAUUGUUUUCCUGUGAAUAAAUUCGACUGGUGCUCCAAUAA